AUGGUCAUCUCUAGCCCACAUUAUCGGAAGCAUGUUGAAAAUGUCACACUCACCAUCUCUGACAUUUCGAUCAAAGCAGGGUUGUCUGCAAGGUGCCUGGGCGUUCAGCUUGACUCUACACUAAAGAUGGAUAAGCAUGUCUCUGAUCUUUGUCGUGCACUCCAUUUUCAUCUGUCCAACAUUGCACGCAUUCGUCCAUUCAUCAACAGAAAAGCAUGUGAAGAUGCAAUUAGAACGAUCGUUGCAUCUAGACUGGACUAUGCCAACUCGCUACUGCAUGGAGUCAACUUAUCCAGUAUCCAGCGUCUCCAGAGAGUUCAGAACCGUGCGGCUAAACUCAUAUUCAUGGCCCGGAAAUAUGAUCACGUGACCCCUCUGCUGAAAGAAUUACAUUGGCUCCCGGUACAACAACGAAUCACCUUUAAGAUCCUGACCCUCGUCUACAAGUCUCUUCAUGGUAAAGCUCCCACCUAUCUUGACUCACUCAUCACACAAUAUCAUUCUGCUCGACCCGGUCUUCGCUCAAGUUCAGACUGUACUUUGAUCCACAUCCCCAGAACAAACAGUAAAGCCGGUGAUAAUGCAUUUCAGACAUUUGCACCUUGUCUUUGGAAUAAUAUCCCCCAAUCUGUCCGCCAGUUGCCAUCACUAGAUGCGUUUAAGAGAGCCUUAAAAACCCUCCUGUUUGACUAA
Messenger RNA from Asterias rubens (European starfish), 693 nucleotides. RefSeq lists its product as uncharacterized. NCBI's taxonomy places the organism in Eukaryota, Metazoa, Echinodermata, Asteroidea, Forcipulatida, Asteriidae. The transcript has a single exon. Bases 1 to 693 code for a protein of 230 amino acids. The record is from RefSeq and is a predicted model, not a curated record.